AUGACGGAUGCAGCCGCUGCUGGUUUACUACCCCCUGGGAUAGCCCUAAAGGACUUCGCCGCUCUACCAGCAAAGGAUCGCCCACUCUUUGCAGGCAGGAUUGCGAAACUCGAACGAAAGGUAUUUUCCAAAGAUGAAGGCUUCGACUACGAUGUCGAGUUGAAGAAGAAGAAUGUUGGCGUGCUCCUGGCACUGAAGGGCGACUUAGACCAGGUCGUGGCGUACCUUGUGUAUCAGCGAAUGAAGAGAGUAGUCUGGCUACACAAGCUCUGUGUAGUUGAGCAAGAAAGAAAAAAGGGCAUCGGCAGAUGUCUCGUCCACGCCCUGCGCCAUCAAAUGGAAAAGGGAGGCAGCGAAAGCAUUCAGCUAUGGGUCGACGAGCACAACGGGCCUGCUAGAGCGCUGUACGAAACAUGCAAAUUCAGCCAAGUCGAGAUCCGUCCUGCAUACUAUGCUCCAGGGAGGGCUGGGUUGAAAAUGGAGUUACCCAUCGCAAGAUGA
Molecule: messenger RNA, 501 nt
Organism: Parastagonospora nodorum SN15
Lineage: Eukaryota; Fungi; Ascomycota; Dothideomycetes; Pleosporales; Phaeosphaeriaceae
Exons: 1
Coding region: 1-501 (166 amino acids)
Molecular function (GO): acyltransferase activity, transferring groups other than amino-acyl groups
Source: RefSeq, a predicted model, not a curated record